Molecule: messenger RNA, 900 nt
Organism: Candidozyma auris
Lineage: Eukaryota; Fungi; Ascomycota; Pichiomycetes; Serinales; Metschnikowiaceae
Product: nicotinate-nucleotide diphosphorylase (carboxylating)
Exons: 1
Coding region: 1-900 (299 amino acids)
Biological process (GO): quinolinate catabolic process; NAD+ biosynthetic process
Cellular component (GO): cytoplasm
Molecular function (GO): nicotinate-nucleotide diphosphorylase (carboxylating) activity
Source: RefSeq, a predicted model, not a curated record
AUGGCAUCAAAAUACGCCAACCUUCUCUCUGUUAGCGGCAAAUGGAAGCAACAGAUCACUGACUACUUGACGGAGGAUGUCCCUUCAUUUGACUAUGGUGCGUUUGUCGUUGGGAACAAACCUGAAACCGCAUCAUUGUACAUGAAAGCUGAAGGCUUGAUAUGUGGUGUCCCAUUCGCUGAUGAAGUAUUUAGACAGUGUGAACUCGAGGUUGAGUGGCAUUAUCAAGAGGGGCAGUACGUGACGAGUGGACAGUUGGUGAGUCUGAACGGCAAGAUCGUCGUUGCAACCGUCAAAGGUCCAGCCAACAAGAUCUUACUUGCAGAGAGGACGGCGCUCAAUUUGCUAGCGCGAUCAUCGGGUAUCGCUACUCAAUCGUAUGUGACGAAAAAGCUUGCUGACGAAUCAGGAUACAAGGGGUUAAUUGCAGGCACCAGGAAAACGACUCCAGGCCUCAGACAGCUCGAAAAGUACUCCAUGCUUGUAGGAGGAGUAGACCCUCACAGAUACGACCUCAGUUCGAUGGUGAUGCUCAAGGAUAAUCACAUAGCUUCUACUGGAAGCAUCACCGAGGCAGUCAAAAGUGCAAGAUCAGUAUGCGGGUUUGCUGUGAAGGUGGAAGUUGAAGUGAGUACCGAAAAAGAUGCCAAAGAAGCCAUCGACGCUGGUGCAGACGUCAUCAUGUUGGACAACUUCAGCGGUCCUUCAUUGCAAAAAGUUGCCCAAACUUUAAAGCAGCAUUAUAAGGGCUCCAAUAAGAGCUUCUUGUUGGAAUGCUCAGGCGGAUUGACAUUGCAGAACUUGAGCACAUACUUGUGCAAUGAUGUAGACAUCUACUCGACGUCUUCCAUACACCAAGGAUGCAAAAUUGUGGACUUUUCGUUGAAAAUAAACGCUUAA